Messenger RNA from Rosa chinensis, 2220 nucleotides. Its product is annotated as pentatricopeptide repeat-containing protein At2g04860. The record is from RefSeq and is a predicted model, not a curated record. Gene Ontology annotation, molecular function: protein binding; RNA binding. Gene Ontology annotation, biological process: RNA modification. Bases 180 to 2189 code for a protein of 669 amino acids. NCBI's taxonomy places the organism in Eukaryota, Viridiplantae, Streptophyta, Magnoliopsida, Rosales, Rosaceae. The transcript has 2 exons.
GUGUGAGACGGUGAAUUUCACAUUAUUUUAAAACGGUAAAUUUCACGGUUAAACCAUACUUGCACUCUUAAAAUUAUUGAUUUUUUAUUUAUUUUUCUUUUUGUACAAGUACCACACAGAGAAAAAGAAUUGAAUUUUCACAGGCACCAACGGUUGAGUCUCGCGCCAAACGGCAGAAUAUGAACUGGGCCUGUUCUAUUGGUCUCUCUACAAAGCCUGGCCUUGUCUACUUCCACUCUCUUCUAAAUUCUCACAUUCAAACCAAAAAUCCAAAACAAGCUUUACUCCUUUUUCGCCAGUUGUACGAGUUCAAUGUGAAACCCAAUGAUCUCACUUCCUCUUUGCUCCUAAAAGCUUGCACAUCUUCUUCCUCAUAUUUAAAUUCAGCUAAUGCUGAAAUAGAAGCGAACCAGAUUCAUACCCACUUGAUAAAAUCCGGUGUUGACCGAUUCGUAUAUGUGGGUACAGCUCUUCUUGAUCUUUACAUGAAAUUGGGGCGUGUGAGAAAUGCUCAGAAGCUGUUCGAUGAUAUGCCUGAGAGAGAUGAUGUCUCUUGGAAUGCACUGAUUUGUGGGGUUUCGAGAAACGGUCGCCAUUUCGAAGCGUUGGAACUCUUUGUGCAAAUGUGCAGAGAGGGGUUUCGUCCUCGUCAUACGACUUUGGUUAGUUUGGUACCGUCUUGUGGCAGGCAUGAGUUGGCUUUUCAGGGGAAAUCUGUUCAUGGGUUUGGAAUUAAGGCCGGCCUUGAUUCGGAUUCGCAAGUGAAGAAUGCUCUUACUUCGAUGUAUGGUAAAUGCGCAGAUUUGGAAGCGGCAGAAGUCUUGUUUGAAGAGAUUGGUGACAAGAGCGUGGUUUCUUGGAAUACUAUGAUCGGUGCUUAUGGCCAAAAUGGUUUCUUUGACGAGGCAAUGCUUGUGUUUAAACGUAUGCGAGAGGAGGAUGUGCAAGCCAAUCUGGUGACCGUGGUAAGCCUUCUGUCAGCAAAUGCCGAUCCAGAGUCUGCUCAUUGUCAUGCCAUCAAGACUGGUCUUGUAAAUAAUGCUUCUGUGAUUACUUCGCUGAUUUGCGAGUAUGCAACGCGCGGCAACACAGAAUCCGGAGAACUGCUUUACAAGUCAUUGCCUCAGAAGACUUUGGUUUCCCUAACUGCACUAAUUUCUAGUUAUGCGGAGAGAGAUAACAUGGGUCAGGUGAUGGAGUGUUUUGCUCACUUGCUGCAGUUAGACAUGAAACUAGAUGCAGUGGCUAUGGUUAGCAUUCUCCAUGGGAUAAAGCACCCUGCUGACUUUGGCCUUGGACUUGCUUUCCAUGGUUACGGAUUGAAGACGGGGUUGACCGCUGAUUCUUUGGCCGUGAAUGGGUUGAUAAGCAUGUACUCAAGGUUUGACAAUAUAGAGGAUGCGUUUUCCUUAUUCUCUGAGAUGCGUGAAAAACCGUUGAUUACUUGGAAUUCUUUGGUAUCGGGCUGUGUUCAAGCUGGAAGGUCAAGUGAUGCGCUGGAGUUGUUUUCUCAGAUGAAAAUGUCUGGACAUAGUCCAGAUUCCAUUUCUAUCUCUAGUUUACUAUCUGGGUGUUGCCAAAUUGAGUACUUGAAAUUUGGGGAGGGACUUCAUACAUAUGUACUAAGAAACAACUUGGAAGGAGAAGAUUUUGUUGGAACUGCUCUUAUAGACAUGUACACCAAGUGUGGAAGAAUAGACCGUGCUGAAAGGGUGUUCAAGAGUAUAAAAGAGCCAUGCUUGGCAACAUGGAACUCAAUGAUCUCAGUUUUAGCCGCUUGUACUCAUGGGGGUCUUGUUCAUGGAGGAAGAACAUAUUUCCAAAUGAUGAAGGAAAGGUUCAACCUGAUACCAAGUUUGCAACACUGUGCUUGCAUGGUCAAUCUCUAUGGUCGUGCCGGUUUGUUGGACGACGCAUUGAUGUUUAUCAGGGACAUGGAAAUAGAGCCUGAUUUCGCGGUCUGGGGAGCUCUGCUGAAUGCUUGUUGCAUCCAUCAAGAGGUGAAGCUUGGGGAAUACAUUGCCAAAAAAUUGUUCUUCUUGGACAGUAAAAAUGCCGGCUUCCUCGUGUUGAUGUCAAAUCUUUACGCAAUCAAAAGAAGGUGGGAAGAUGUAGCAAGAGUGAGGGAGAUGAUGAGAGAGACCGGAGGUGAUGGAUGUUCAGGAAUUAGUGUCAUUGAGAUGACUUGAGCAAGUGAGCAGGCCAUAUGAUGGGCUUACA